CCAAGUUCGUGGCUAUAGUAAUCUGGCUAGUUUUCAGCUUGUUGGUCAGCAAUGUGGCAUUCGACUGCAGGAAGCAUAUGGAUUUUACUUCUCUACGCAAAUGUUGUGCGACGCCCAACUUGAAGAUCCAGCCAUUUCGACAAAGCUGCGGCAAAUAUAUGAAAAUGAAGGGAACAGUAAUGCCUCCAUGCCUUUUUGAGUGCAUCUUAAAUUCCAGCGAGGCGCUGAAUGGCACUCAACUUAAUGUGGAUAAUGCCCGCAGGCUGAUUGAGAAGCUGGUGGGCAAUUAUAAGGAUUUCGUCGAUGUUUACACACAGGCUCUGCAAACUUGCACGGCAAAUGAAACUGAUCUGCUUAAGUUCAAAAGGCGACGAUUUCUUGGCAGUGAAACGUGUUCUGCUCUGCCGCUCUAUCUGGCCAGCUGCGUUUUGAAAAAGAGUUUUAUCAAUUGUCCCUCAGCCAAUUGGACACACAGCGAGAAAUGCGAAAACGCACGCGAAUUUAGCAUGAAUUGUAACCGUUUUAGUGGAGGUGUUUUAGUGGCAGAUUUUGUGCUUUAAUGCAAAACGAAUCCUUACCACCAGACAGUACUUACGCGCUUAUUUUAAAUAAAACAUU
Drosophila grimshawi is the source of this 618-nucleotide messenger RNA. RefSeq lists its product as uncharacterized. NCBI's taxonomy places the organism in Eukaryota, Metazoa, Arthropoda, Insecta, Diptera, Drosophilidae. The transcript is spliced from 3 exons. The record is from RefSeq and is a predicted model, not a curated record. The coding region runs from base 78 to 560 and encodes 160 amino acids.